Messenger RNA from Telopea speciosissima, 1644 nucleotides. RefSeq names its product cytochrome P450 CYP82D47-like. Gene Ontology annotation, molecular function: iron ion binding; monooxygenase activity; oxidoreductase activity, acting on paired donors, with incorporation or reduction of molecular oxygen. Bases 49 to 1620 code for a protein of 523 amino acids. NCBI's taxonomy places the organism in Eukaryota, Viridiplantae, Streptophyta, Magnoliopsida, Proteales, Proteaceae. Gene Ontology annotation, biological process: defense response to other organism. The record is from RefSeq and is a predicted model, not a curated record. The transcript is spliced from 4 exons.
UAUAAAUACCAAACAGACCCCUCUACUUCUAUAUUCCACCAUUCAACAAUGGAGGAUCUUCUUCUACAAUCCCAAUCAAUUCUAGCCAUUGUUGCCCUAAUCUUCCUCUACCAUCUAUGGAGAGGAACAAGGUCCAUAACUCAUAAACCCCAAGCCCCUGAACCAUCUGGUGCCUUACCCAUUAUAGGUCAUCUCCAUCUACUAAUGGGUCAAGUUCCCCUGGCCCGAACACUCGGCGACAUCGCCGACAAGUACGGCCAGGCCGUGACACUUCGUCUCGGCGUUCAUAAAGCCCUUCUUAUCAGUGGACGUGAGGUGAUCAAAGAAUGUUUCACCACUCAUGACAAGAUCUUAGCUACAAGACCAGCAGUAGCUGCAGGGAAGUACUUGGGCUAUAACUAUGCUGUCUUUGGAUUUGCACCUCAAGGGCCCUACUGGCGUGAGCUUAAGAAGAUAAGUUCUAUUGAGCUUCUCUCCAAAACCCGGCUUGAAAUGCUCAAACAUGUAAGAACCAAAGAAGUAAACACAUGCAUCAAAGAGUUGUAUUCUUAUUGGGUACUCAAGAACAAAGAUGGAGGUCCAGUUAUUGUGGAGAUGAAUAAAUGGUUUCGUCACCUUACUUUCAAUACCAUUACCAAACUUAUUUCUGGGAAACGAUUUUUUGGUACUGUAGAUGUUGGUGGAGAUGAUGAUGAUGAUGAAGCUAGAAGAUUCGAGAAAGGUUUAGAAGAACUUGCAAGGUUAACUGUGAUUUUUGUUGUAUCAGAUGCAUUACCUUAUCUUGAAUGGAUGGAUUUGCAAGGACACCUGAAAGCUAUGAAAUGUGUUGCUAAGGAAAUGGAUUGUUUAAUUGGGAAUUGGUUGGAAGAACACAAGAAGAAACUAUCAGGUGAUCAUGAACAAGACUUUAUUGAUGUGAUGCUGUCAAGCUUUCCUGAUAAGGAUAAGUUAAUUUAUGGUUAUGAUCGUGAUACUGUCAUCAAGGCAACUGUACUGACACUUAUUGUAGGUGGCUCUGAAACCACAUUCCUCUCCUUAACAUGGGCGCUUUCCUUACUAUUAAAUCAUCCUCACGAGUUAAAAAAGGCCCAAGAUGAGUUGGAUGUCCAUGUUGGUAAAGACAGACACGUGGACGAGUCAGAUAUAAAGAACCUUGUGUACCUCCAAGCCAUUGUCAAGGAAACAUUACGCUUAUACCCACCUGGACCAGUAUUGCCACGUCAAGCCAUGGAAGACUGCCAAUUGGGUGGGUAUCAUGUUCCAAAAGGCACACGUUUACUAGUGAACAUAUGGAAGCUACACAGAGACCCUAACAUAUGGUCAGACCCUAAUGAGUUUCGACCAAAGAGAUUUCUCACAACCCAUGCUGACUUAGACUUCAGGGCUCAGCAACACGAGUAUAUACCGUUUAGUGCCGGUAGACGGCCAUGCCCUGGUAUUGCCUUGGCCACACAAGUCUUCCACUUGGCCCUUGCUCGUGUUCUUCAUGGGUUUGAUGCGAUGAACCCUUUGAAUACAUCGGUGGACAUGAGUGAAGGUGCAAGCAUCACCUUACCCAAAGCAACCCCUCUUGAAGUUCUUCUCACGCCACGUCUUCCUUCUAAGUUGUAUGAAGACUAGAUUUCAAAAGCACAUAUGUAUCGA